CCACAAUCUCUCUCUCCGAAGACAAUUCUAACCCAGUGGACACUAAUUCAUUCCAAUGAUCUUCUUCUCUCACCUCUGAACUCAAAACAAACAAUAAACUUAGAGAGAGAGAAGAGAGAGAGGUCGUUCAACCAUGUCUAUAGCUCCAAGUAGCUACCCUUCUCUCUGUUCUUCACCACCAUUGCCAAGAACAACCCUAACAACCAAGCAAAACCCAUUUCAGUCUUCUCAAUUCAAGCAACCUUUGUGCAAGAAUCAUCCCUUUUUGACCACUUCAAUCAAUUUUUGCAGUACCCAUUUGGUUAGACCUUCUAUUUUGGUCGUUAAAGCAUCAGAAACUGAGUCCAAGACAGCGAAAUCGGAGAUCGAAGGCGAAAAAGAAGAAAAAGAAGAGUAUGAGGUGGAAUUGGACCAGCCAUAUGGGUUGAAGUUUGUAAAGGGCAGAGACGGUGGGACUUACAUUGAUGCCAUUGCAACUGGGGGAUCAGCUGAUAAGUCUGGCAAGUUUACUGUUGGGGAUAAAGUACUGGCCACCAGUGCAGUGUUCGGAACAGAAAUAUGGCCUGCUGCUGAAUAUGGGAGAACAAUGUAUACCAUCCGCCAAAGAAUUGGCCCACUACUCAUGAAAAUGCAGAAGAGAUAUGGGAAGAUAGACGAACCAGGUGAGUUAACAGAGAAGGAAAUUAUCAGAGCUGAGAGGAACUCUGGUGUAAUUUCUAACAAAGUGAGAGAAAUCCAAAUGCAAAAUUAUUUGAGGAAAAAGGAACAGAAAGAACUCAGAGAAACGGACCUUCGUGAAGGGUUGCAGCUUUACAAGAAUGCCAAAUAUGAAGAGGCGCUGUUGAAAUUUGAGUCAGUGUUGGGAUCAAAACCAGACUUUAACGAAGCUUCAGUAGCAAGCUACAAUGUUGCAUGUUGUUAUUCUAAGCUUAAUCAGAUACAAGCUGGACUCUCUGCACUUAAGGAUGCCAUGGAAUCAGGAUUUGAAGAUUUCAAGAGAAUCAGGACGGACCCUGACCUAGCCAACAUUAGAACAUCUGAAGAAUUCGAACCUCUUCUGAAAAGGUUCGACGAAUCAUUUAUCAAUGAGAAUGCCAUCAACGCCAUUAAAUCUCUGUUCGGCUUCAACAAGAAGUAGAGCCACACAGUUGAAAGACCCAACUUGGGAAAUUCAUUGAUUUGAACUAGUAUACCAGAAUUGGCACAAGAAUUGACCAAGCUAUCUUGAGUCUCAUAGAAUCAGCUUUUCCUUUUAUUUUGUUUGUAGAUUUAGCUCAGGAUGAGUUCUGAGAGAAGUUCAAAAUAUUUUUUUACCCAGUGAUUGCCUAUUUCAAUUGUUUCUCCAUCUAGGGUCUCUCAUAUGUAAUUAUCUGGACAGAAAAAAAAAAAAAUUGAAGAAAUAGAAUAAUGUUCAUUGCAGUUACCUUGAUCA
Molecule: messenger RNA, 1432 nt
Organism: Cornus florida
Lineage: Eukaryota; Viridiplantae; Streptophyta; Magnoliopsida; Cornales; Cornaceae
Product: protein MET1, chloroplastic
Exons: 7
Coding region: 134-1138 (334 amino acids)
Molecular function (GO): protein binding
Source: RefSeq, a predicted model, not a curated record